Messenger RNA from Cyphellophora europaea CBS 101466, 1365 nucleotides. RefSeq lists its product as uncharacterized. The record is from RefSeq and is a predicted model, not a curated record. Gene Ontology annotation, biological process: transmembrane transport. Gene Ontology annotation, molecular function: transmembrane transporter activity. Lineage: Eukaryota; Fungi; Ascomycota; Eurotiomycetes; Chaetothyriales; Cyphellophoraceae. Bases 1 to 1365 code for a protein of 454 amino acids. The transcript has a single exon. Gene Ontology annotation, cellular component: fungal-type vacuole membrane.
AUGUCGUCGACUCAGACGAUCCAGCUGCGCACAUAUCUCACCGCCGACUCAGGAAGCCAAGGACCUGUGUCAGGCCGCAAUCAAUCCGAAGAAGCCAUCAUCUCCUCAUCACCCAACGAGCCAGAGCCAACUUCAACCAAUGUCACGACCGCAAUCCCAGAUGGUGGCUACGGAUGGGUCGUCGUCGGCUCCUGCUCUCUUAUGACUUUCUGGUUCAAUGGCUUCUCCGGCAGCUGGGGCGUCAUACAAACAGCACUGCUCUCCUCCUCUCUAGAAGGCACACCAACCUCGACCAUCACAUUUGUCGGCUCCCUCAGCCUUUGCUGUUGCGUGGCCUUUGGCCUCUUGUGUGUUCGCCUAAUGGCUAUCGUCGGAGCCCGCUAUGCCGCGCUGAUGGGCAUGUUACUCAUCGGGCUGGGUGAGAUCGCCGCCGGCUUCACAACCUCAAAUAUUGGCGGGCUGUUCUCACUGAUCGGCGUCAUGUUUGGUAUCGGAACAUGCUUGGUCUACGCGGUUGCCAACUCCAUACCGCCACAAUAUUUCUCCAGCAAACUUGGUCUGGCCAACGGUAUCGUCAAGUUCGGCGGCGGCGUCGGGGCCACCGUGCUUUCCGUCACUCUGCAAAGCCUCAUCGAUAGAGUCGGUACGGCGUGGAUGUUCCGGAUCCUCGGCCUCAUGACUCUGGCCACAGGUCUGCCCGCGGCAUACCUCGUCAAGGAGCGGACUCCGCCGACCAACACGCGGCUCGUGGAAUUCAGCAUGUUCAAGAACCUGCCUUUCGUCGCCAUUUUCGUGGCCGCGGCUUUCGGGACCUUUGCCCUCUUCGUGCCACCCUUCUUUCUCCCGCUCUUCGCACAGUCAGCCGGACUGUCGACCCAAACGGGGGCCGCCCUGGUGUCGGCUUUUCAGGCCUGUGCAGCUACCGGCCGCAUCGGCGCGGGCUGGGUGUGCGACCGUAUCGGCCCUAUGAACACGUUUCUCCUCACCAUGGCCAUCAACGCGGUCAGCAUGCUCGCCAUCUGGCCCGUCUCGAACUCGUUGGCGCCCUUGGUCGUCUUUGCGAUACUCAACGGGGUGUCUAACGGCGGCUUCUUUGUGGCGGUGCCGACCACGGUCGCAUUCAUGGCAGGGCCAGGCCUCGCCGCCAUGGCUAUGAGUAUGAACACCACGGGCUGGAUGGCGGGAUACUUGCUGGGAACGCCGAUCGCGGGCUACUUGUUACAAGCAACCGGUGCAGAUAAAGGACAUACCAUCAGUCUCUACAGGCCGGCUAUCUUUUAUGCGGGAGGCGUCGCGCUCGUCAGCAGUUUGUGUGUGCUGCUGGCGAGGGUCAAGGUGCAGAAGGGUGUGCUGAAGAGAGUGUAG